AUGAAUAAGAUGCGUUCCAAGGAGUAUUUAGUCAACAACGGAUUUUUUUCUUUUCUAGCCACGGAACCGGUCAGUAGCAUAGAGAAGGCGAAACGCAAUGCAGAAAUUGUGUUGCAAUACUCGACCGCGUAUCCCUUCAGAGUGCGCGGCAAAGAAAUGCUCUGCGUCUACUGCCAGGAAGAGUUCACGGAUCCAAACGAUUAUCGGAACCAUAUAGACGAGUGCCACAAAUCGUUCACAGUUAACGCUGCGUUUGCGCAUUGCGUGAAAGCGAAAGAAUAUUUAAAAGUAGAUAUAACCAACCUCAGAUGCAGGGUUUGUUCCACGCCGUGUGAUACUUUGGAAAACAUGGCCGCACAUAUACGUGAUGUACAUGGUGUCUCCCAAAUCAAUAUGGAUUGCGAAAUCAGGAUGCAUCCAUAUCGUUUGUUCAGCGAGAAAUGGGUUUGCGCGCUAUGCGAUAAGAAUUUCGCAACACUUACACAACUCUGCAGGCAUACGACCUCCCACUAUCAGAAGUUCGGUUGCGAUGUCUGCGGGCGCAAAUAUUUGACUAGUGAGGCUUUGAAAUAUCACACUCGAUGCAGUCAUUCCGGAACUCAUAUGUGUAGGAAGUGCUGGACCGACUUCCCGACGUUGGAGUUGAAGAGGGAACAUGUCAGAAUUUCGGUGGCCUGCUGGCCUUUUUGUUGCACCAUAUGCGGAGAACGGUUUGUUUCGGGGGAAAGGAGACAGUCUCAUCUUGUCGAGGUACAUGGGCAAGAGAAGAAGGUCUACGAGUGUCCAGACUGCGAUCAAAUCUACAAAUCCCGCAGGCCCUUCUACAAUCACUACACUCUUGUCCACAGCGACAACAGCUACAAAUGCACGUAUUGCGUCCUUAAAUUCAGCACGAAAAAGCAAAUGGAGGAGCACAGAUUCAGUCACACCGGCAAGAAACCCUUCCAUUGCAAUGUGUGCUCGAAAACGUUCUCGAGGAGGAAAAAUUUGCAACAGCACAUAUGGAUCCAUUCCGAAACGAAACGUUUUAUUUGCGCGGUUUGCGACAAGCAGUUCGCUCAAAAUGUCAGCCUCAAGUGCCAUCUCAGGUCUUAUCACCCUGAGAUAGUGUCUUCUGAUCCAUUUUAG
Pararge aegeria (speckled wood butterfly) is the source of this 1128-nucleotide messenger RNA. Its product is annotated as zinc finger protein OZF-like. The record is from RefSeq and is a predicted model, not a curated record. Bases 1 to 1128 code for a protein of 375 amino acids. Gene Ontology annotation, molecular function: RNA polymerase II transcription regulatory region sequence-specific DNA binding; DNA-binding transcription factor activity, RNA polymerase II-specific. Gene Ontology annotation, biological process: regulation of transcription by RNA polymerase II. NCBI's taxonomy places the organism in Eukaryota, Metazoa, Arthropoda, Insecta, Lepidoptera, Nymphalidae. Gene Ontology annotation, cellular component: nucleus. The transcript has a single exon.